GUCUGUGGUGCUAUUCUCUCCUUGGGAUUGUGGCACUGCGUCUCCUGGGGCCCUGUCGCAGCCUCAGCCGCUGCUGGCGUGGUGAUUCUGGGCAGUGGUGGUCUCGGGGUAUUUUCCACUCUUUUUCAGUGCUCACAACCAGCGAGCGGCCAGCCCUGGCAGGGAGGUCACCCUCGCCUUAUUUGUGCAUUGUACCCCCCGGCUCUUGUCAUGCUGCAUAACCUCCUGCACAAGGAGAAGCUGACGAUGGUGGACGUGUUCAAGAGGGCUGGUAUGUACAGGAGGAAGAUCACGAGAGCAGACUUCAUUCAAGUCAUCAGAGCGACCAAAGUUCCCAUCAGCGACAGGGACCUGGAGACUGUGAUCAUCUUCCUGGCUUCCUCAAAGAGAGGGAAUUUUAUAAGCAAUAAAGAUCUGAUUGAAUGUCAAAAGCAGUGGCUGGAAACGAUGAAAGGACAAUCCAGAGAGACCAAAUCAGGUGUACAAGCUCAGAUCCAUAAAAUGACUUGCACAACUGUCAGUUGUGUAACUUCUGCUGGGGGCAAAGCCAAAGAGAUGAAGCCUUGUGCUCCUACCAAGCCUGAAACACAGUUGACGCUGUUACAAGUUCCCCCAGUCAACACUGAGCCAGAACACAGAUAUCUAAGCUACGAGGAAAUGGAGGAGACUGGAAAACAGUUCAGAGAUAGGAGGCGAUGGAAGAAGGACAAAGACAGCUCGCUAGAAUGGAAAGAAAAGUGUCGGCUGGUGAGAUCUGGGGAUGCAGCUGUUGAUGAGCACUGCCUGCCGUCAACUGUAGAGGGUGACAUGGGAGCACUGGUGGACCAGUACCGCAGGGAUUGCUUCAUGAGCUAUCUGAAGAGCCUCAAGCUGUGCAGAGAACGCAACAGUCAUCUCACGGAGCUAGUGCUGCAAAAAGCCCUGCUGCACCCAGGAGACAAGAUCAUCAAAGAUAGAAAAGACAUAAGGCAGAUCAGGCAGCCUGGAGGAUCCUACACCUCAGCACAUGAUCGCGCUCCGUCGCCUGUGAGCAUAUCCAGAUCAAGAACUGCAUCCAGAAAGCAGGCCAAAGAGGCGGAAAAUAGGCAGUUUCAAAGAAAUAAAACGCAGAAGUUUGCACACAUAAGCAAGUCAAAUGACAAUAACUUCUGGCCAGGUCAUCUUCUGGACAAGAUACGCCUUUACCUACCCGAAAUGGAGCCUGGCAGGGCACACGCCUUGUUCAGCUACGUCCGUUCAACCCAGCCCGUCUGUCCUGGCCUCUACAGCCCUGACCGCCGCUGACUCUGGGGAGGGAGGGUGCUCGAGCUAUGGAGAUGCUGCAUUCAAAAGACCUGUUUCUUCUGACGUUGUUCUCUCCGUGGUGCGAGAUGUGAGUGCAGCUUUGUGAUCCGUCUGUCAGCUCACGGGAUCUGGGUCCUGCUGGUGGAGAAAACAAAGGUAUCAAAGUGUAUAGUCAGAUUAAAGGUGGAGGAGCUGGGCAGGCCCCAAAACACACUUCUCAGCUGGGAGCUCCUCCGCUCAUGCAGUACCAGCCUAGGUAUUUUGUGAAAGGCAGCGCUCCCUGUGCUCCCCGGGCAUAAGCGCAGUGCAAUUGCCGUAGUUAAAGCGUGUGCAUAGAGCGGGUGGCAGAGCGCUCGCUGCUGGGCUCCAGCUCCUGCUCUUCCCGUGCUGGCUCUGGCGCUGCCAGCUCCUGCCCUGGCCCGUCUG
This is a messenger RNA of Gavia stellata (red-throated loon), 1710 nucleotides long. It is a transcript of the gene EFCAB12, whose product is annotated as EF-hand calcium binding domain 12. The transcript has 6 exons. Bases 211 to 1284 code for a protein of 357 amino acids. The record is from RefSeq and is a predicted model, not a curated record. NCBI's taxonomy places the organism in Eukaryota, Metazoa, Chordata, Aves, Gaviiformes, Gaviidae.